Messenger RNA from Gorilla gorilla gorilla (western lowland gorilla), 2209 nucleotides. RefSeq lists its product as uncharacterized. The transcript is spliced from 6 exons. Lineage: Eukaryota; Metazoa; Chordata; Mammalia; Primates; Hominidae. Bases 1236 to 2198 code for a protein of 320 amino acids. The record is from RefSeq and is a predicted model, not a curated record.
UCUUUUUCUCUCUCUUUCUUUCUAUCUCUUUCUCUCUUCCUUCCUCUCUCUUUCUCUCUUCCUUCCUCUCUCUUUCUCUCUUCCUUCCUCUCUCUUUCUCUCUUCCUUCCUCUCUCUUUCUCUCUUCCUUCCGAGACAGGGUCUCACUCCGUUACCCAGGCUGGAGUGUGGUUGUACGAUCAUAGCUGCUGUCUUGACCUCCUAGGCUCAAGUGAUCCUCCACCCUCAGCCUCCCGAGUAGCUGAGACUGCAGGCGUGUACCGCCAUGCCCGCCUAAUUUUUUUAUUUUUUUCUAGAGAUGGGGUCUGACUAUGUUGCCCAGGCUGGUCUCAAACUCUUGGCCUCAAGCAAUCCUCCUGCCUCGACCUCCCAAAGUGCUGGGAUUACAGGCGUGAGCCACCGCGCCCGGCCAGAAGAAAGACUUUAUGGAGAAGAAUGUUGACAUUGUGACAGCGAAUUGUGUGCCUGCUGGCUGUCUGGGUUUCACCCACCCAUCACAGCCCCACCCAGCCCCCACCAAUCAGAACAGACAGGGUCUCCUUCUGUUGCCCAGCUUGGAGCACACCUGUGUGAUCUCGGCUCGCUGCAGACUCCACCUCCCGGGUUCAAGCGAUCCUCCUGUCUCAGCCUCCCGAGUAGCUGGGAUUACAGGCACCCGCCACCACGCCCGGCUACUUUUGUAUUUUUAGUGGAGACGCGGUUUCACCAUGUUGGCCAGGCUGGUCUCGAACUCCCGACCUCGAGUGAUCCUCCCGCCUCGGCCUCCCAAAGUGCGGGGAUGACAGGCGUGAGCCAACUCGCCCGGCCACACAGUUGCCUUUUUAUGUGAUGCGCAUCAUGUAGAUGGAAGAGAAAUCAAACGGCCCCAUCUACCGGGGUGGGAUUGCAGCCUGUUCCAAUGUCUCAUUUAUUCCCUGGGUGCUGGGAGAGUCUCUGGGAUGACAAGACUGAUGGUUCCUGACCCAGGCCAGGGCAAUGCAUGACUUUUGACGCCUCGGAGAAGCUCUUCCUUCCUGGACUGUAUUCUGACACAGAGUGCGUCUGACGCUUUACCCAGCGGCGCCCAGAGCGACCUUCAUCGCGGCCACCGGCCAGCACCGUCUUCUGGAUCUUCAGCGGCUUGAGGAACUUUCUGUCCGCUUCUGGGUUGACUGAAUUUUUAUCGUGAAAAGGCACUGCCUUUGCUCAAAUGCUUUUCCUGCAUUUCUGCAAAUGGUCAUAAACGAGGUUUCACCAUGUUGGCCACGUUGAUCUCAAACUCCUCACCUCAGGUGAUCCACCCUCCUCAGCCUCCCAGAUGUGACUUUGCUCCUUCUUCAUCUUCCGCCAUGAUUGUGAGGCCUCCCCAGCCAUGUGGAACUAUCUCCGAGUCGAGAUCACGCACACCGUUUUCUAUAAUCCAAGGAUUUGGAGCCGCCGGAGGGGCGAGGAAUGCUGAACUUUCUGAGAAGGCAGCCAGCAAGUUCCAGCCUCAUUUUCCAGCCGUCAGUCAAGAUGGAGUCACCGUGUUUCAUUCGCCUCUGACAACGGGUCCUCCCGGACGCCACGUGGCUUGUUCUGAAGCCGGGCCGGAGACACCGUCUGGACCCCACAGUGCUCCCCAGGGCCGCCUCCAAAAGGAUCCCACCCCAGGGAGCCGUGCAAACACCAUAAAUCCUGCUAAUUGCCACGUUCCCGGCAGCCAGAAUCCGUGGUCUCUCUAUAGUGGGCUCACGGUCUCCAGCCAAGAGCUCAAUCUUGCUUCUGGACAAAUAUUACCGAGAAAUGUCUGCAAACCCCGGCUGCCCGGCUCCCACAUCACAGGGGCUGCGUCUCAGAAAACAACUUGCUUCUGCCGAUCCACCCCCCACCACUGCCUCCCCGGGCACCUCGCCACACAGGACGCUCUGGCUUCCCACCCAGCACACAGGCCAGGACGUCAGGGUGUCGUGAGGGGCCGUCGGAGAACAUCUAAGGGACGUCCCUGCAUUCCUGGCUGGAGGUCCUGCACCAGCAGCCUCCGUGUGAGAAAACUUUCACUCUGCAAACUCUCAGAGCCCCCACCUGCUCCCGCCUCCCGUCUGUCCUGGUUCUUGGGACCCCAGAGCCUUCUCUGUCCAGACCUCCCAGGUCCUGACGGGAAUCCGGAUAAACUCGUUGGGGCGAAGGUGUUAACGGCAGGCCCCUGUCUAAUGUAUUUCGCCACCCAGAUAAAAUGAGUGUUUUCACA